Molecule: messenger RNA, 6475 nt
Organism: Pangasianodon hypophthalmus (striped catfish)
Lineage: Eukaryota; Metazoa; Chordata; Actinopteri; Siluriformes; Pangasiidae
Gene: kcnj19a
Product: potassium inwardly rectifying channel subfamily J member 19a
Exons: 3
Coding region: 385-1917 (510 amino acids)
Biological process (GO): regulation of monoatomic ion transmembrane transport; potassium ion import across plasma membrane
Cellular component (GO): plasma membrane
Molecular function (GO): G-protein activated inward rectifier potassium channel activity
Source: RefSeq, a predicted model, not a curated record
GUGAGAGAGAGAGAGAGGGAAUACUACAGCUUAUUCGUGCCCACUCAGUGUCCCUCCUCCCUCCUUCCUCUCUCCUCUUCCUCUGUUCCCAACCAACUCGCCGCUGUGCAUCACUUUGUCUCCAGUAACUCUAUCAUUCCUCCAGGUCUAAAGGAAAAGCGGCUCACUUCCUUCUGACUCUCUGUUGCUUAAAACCCACCUUGUAUAUUUUCGGGCCCAGUGGACAGUCAGGACCGCGCUCAAGGCAGUUGUUCAGCCCUGAUAAGUCUGCUUUAAUGAUGUUUUGCGUGAAGGAGCGUUGGUGAAGCUGAGCGCUCACGGGAGCGAAAUGAUGCCGGCUCUGUGAAGGAGACAGCGCGUAAAGACGUCUGCGCAAAGUUGGCCAUGGCAGCUCUCCGGAGGAAGUUCGGCGAGGACUAUCACCAGGUGGUGAACCCGGCCCGCGGCGGCGCCUUCUCAGCUCCGGUCAAGAAAAAGCGGCAGCGCUUCGUGGAGAAAAACGGCCGCUGCAACGUGCAGCACGGCAACCUGGGCGGCGAGACGAGCCGCUACCUGUCCGACCUCUUCACCACGCUGGUGGACCUGAAGUGGCGCUGGAACCUGCUCAUCUUCAUCCUGACCUACACGGUGGCCUGGCUGGUCAUGGCGUCCAUGUGGUGGCUGAUCGCGUACGUGCGCGGCGACCUGGAGCGCGCGCGGGACUCGUCCUACACGCCGUGCGUGGCCAACGUGUACAACUUCCCGUCGGCCUUCCUCUUCUUCAUCGAGACUGAGGCGACCAUCGGCUACGGCUACCGCUACAUCACGGAGAAGUGCCCCGAGGGCAUCAUCCUGUUCCUGUUCCAGUCGCUGCUCGGCUCCAUCGUGGACGCCUUCCUCAUCGGCUGCAUGUUCAUCAAGAUGUCGCAGCCGAAAAAACGCGCCGAGACGCUCAUGUUCAGCCAGGACGCCGUGAUCUCUCAGCGCGACGGCAAACUCUGCCUCAUGUUCCGCGUGGGCAACCUGCGGAACAGCCACAUGGUGUCGGCGCAGAUCCGGUGCAAACUCAUCAAGUCUCGUCAGACUCCUGAGGGCGAGUUCCUCCCGUUAGACCAGUGUGAGCUGGACGUGGGGUUCGGGACGGGAGCUGAUCAGCUCUUCCUCGUCUCUCCUCUGACCAUCUGCCACGAGAUCAAUCCCAAGAGCCCCUUCUUCGACCUCUCGCAGAGAUCGCUCAUGAACGAGCAGUUUGAGAUCGUCGUCAUCUUAGAGGGCAUCGUCGAGACCACCGGUAUGACAUGCCAGGCACGCACCUCCUACACCGAGGACGAGGUGUUGUGGGGUCACCGCUUCUUGCCCGUCAUGUCUCUAGAGGAGGGCUUUUUCCGUGUGGACUACUCGCAGUUUCACAGUACAUUCGAGGUUCCCACGCCACCCUACAGUGUCAAAGAGCAUGAGGAAAAGGGCUCGCUUCCUUCUCCACUUGCCGUGCCACACCGCGAACGCGUCUUCUCUGUCAACUGCUUGGAGCUGGGGGAAGAGCGGCCCAGCCUUGGAGGUAGCGCCUCCUGCAGGCUGCCCAGCAAGCUCCAGAGGAUGAGUUCGUCCGGGAAAGAGGAGCUGCCCAAGAAGGUUCUGCGUUUGAGCUCCCAGGGCUCAGAGAAGGCGUCCAGUACGGGCGACUUGCCCCUCAAACUGCAGCGCAUGGGCUCCGGUCCCGGCCAGACAGACGACUUCCAUCUCAAAGCCCUCAGGGUGGGCUUCGAACCCAUGACCAUGUCCACCGGAGACCUCCAGCAGAGGAGCCUGCCCCCGAUGCCAUCACCCAUCGCCUUGCCACACACUCACGCUCCUCCACACACUCCUCUGCCGUCAGCUGGAGCCAGAAUGGAGGAUAAGCUGCCUCCCAAACUGAGGAGGAUGAACGCUGACCGCUGAGGUCACAGGGACUUUGUUGUUCUUUGUUGCUGAUCUGGGAUUUGACACGAUUUGGGUCCUGCAUCAGCAUGAAAGAACAACUUCUAACAUACAUAGAGCAUAUAUAAAAGAGGUCACAGGUCAUGGAUGAACUGCAAAUAAAAUCCUGACAAAGAGAUGGAAGGGAGAUGGAGAAGUGAAAGGACUGAUACAUGCAUGAACAGAGGAGGGUAUUUAGUUGUUUGGAUGCGUGUUUGUGUCCAUUUCACACACUAGUGGACUUUAGAUGGGACUCGUAUUCUGGUCCGUUUGCACCAACAGGUCACCAUUAAAGCUAAGACAGACAGGACUUCACUCCUGUUACAUCAUCCAAAGUUACACGUGACCACAACGAUUACUGACUGAGUGGCGAAGCAAUCUGUGUUAUUAAGCAAAGCUGCUAGUUCCUACAUCCAAACAAAACUCAGUCAUUUCUACAUUCAACAUACUUUUAUUUGGCGCUCAUAUCAUGUUUUGUACACUUACUUGAUGCAUAUCAGCAUCCAGGGAUGCCUGCAAGACAAAAUCAUCCCAAUGGCCUUGAAAAAACCACAAAAAAACAAAACCAAUCCUAAUUCCAGAACUCAAAAUAUGUCACUUUUGAACCCUGUAUCAGGCAUACAGAUAAAUAAUGCAUGCAGAAAAAAUAGCUUAGGGAGAAGACAGACGCUCUUAAAGCAAAACACAUUUUCUCUUCCAUUUUUCACACAAACAAGUUUUUUUGCUUUUGUUUUCUUUUUCUUUUUUUUUGCAAUAAUGAACCUGUGAACAUUUUGUCACAAAUGUCACUACAUAUUUCAGCAGAUCCUUUAAAAAUGAUUUUUAUGAUUUUUUAAAAAUGGUGUGCUGUUUGUAAUAUCUGAGCAAGGCAAAUUCCAGAAGCCAAGAAAUUUGCAAAUGCCUCAGCAAUUCUUGCAACAGUAUUUUUUUGCACCUCAAAUUUUGCUGUUCUGGUUAAAAUCCAGCAUGUAGACAGUGGAAUUUUGGUGUGAUUGGGCUCUAUAGGGUUAGAAUAAUGUUAAAUAAUGUUAAAACUUAUCAAAAGUUGGCAUCUGUCAAUACUGGCAUUCUAAUUAAGAAUAUUAUUCACCAAACCAUAUUUUAGUGGUGGGCUAGAGCCCUGAAUACACUGCUUUUAUAGUCUAAUAUCAUCACUAGCAUUGCAAAAUGUAUUGCAAUAAUUAAAAGUAACAUUUUACAACAAAGUUACAUUAAAAACAUGUCCUUUUUCUAAAUAGUACUUUAAUCAGCAAGACCUACAAUGUCUUAUAUUAUUACAGAUAUUAUUACAAAUAAAGCAUAUAUUUUAGGGAUGGUUAACAGUUGUAGCUUUCUACUUGGAACCCUUUCUGAAAGGGAAAACCUCUGUUGUAGGGUUUUAUAUAGAAGCUUUAAGGGUUCCCACCAGAGAGACACACCAAAGAAUGUUUGGAGUCUAUGGAGAUAAUGUUGACAAUUGGCUCAAGAGGCACAUGUUUAAGAGCUAUUAGUGCAUGUUGAAAUGCACUACAUGGCCAAAAGUAUGUGGACACCUGACCAUCACACCCUCAUAUGUUGAACUUCCCCAAACAUUUGCCACAAAGUUGGAAGCACACACUUGUACAGGACGUCUGUGUAUGCUGUAGCAUUACAAUUUCCCUUCACUGGGACUAAGAGGCCCGAACCUGUUCCAGCAUGACAAUGCACCUGUGCACAAAGCAAGAUCCAUGAAGACGUGGUUUGCUAAAGUUGGUGUGGAAGAACUCGAUUGUUCAGAGCCCUUAUUUCAACCCCAUUAUACCCCAUUAACUCCAUAUUAAUGCCAUGCCUUUGGAAGAGGAUGUUCAACAAGCACAUAUGGGCAUCAUGGUAGGGGUCCACAUACUUUAGGCCAUAUAGUGUAUAUUGAUAGAUUGCUAUCAAAUUACAAUAUACAAAUCAAGCAGUUCAAAAGUCGCCUAAAUCCAUGAGAAAAUCAUGGACCUGGAAAAUCUUAAACUUGCUGUUAAUCUGCUCUGAACAUAAGCUAUAGAGGGACCGUCAGCAAAGUGCACAUAAUUAAAUGCAUGCGCUGUGAAAAUGCCAAACCAAAGUUAUUAAUGACUAUAUCUAUAAACAAUUACAAUAACCAAAAUGGCUGUGAACCCUAGACUAACCCAGUCAAAUGGAGCAUAAAUGUCACUCAUUUACUGGAAUUAAUAUGAGCAGAAAUUCACCAAACAUGCAUUGAAUGAUGUACAAUUUGACCUCAGUCCCUUAAUAGGCAUUUAAUGGCCAACAAAUGCGAGUGAGACAUUAAAGAAACUAUUAAAUAUAGUGUAGAUAUGAGUAACCUAGGAGCGUGUGUUCUGUUCAUAAGGUAUAUGAAUGAAACACUUUUUAGGCUCUUUGAAUGCUGUUGUUAUUGGAGAUGUAAAUGUGUGGCAAAUAUCACAUAUAAAACUAAUUUUACCUUCAUCACUGCACGGAUGAAGGAUUUUCAUAAAGGUUCUCAUUAUCAGGAGUUAGUAAAUGGUUUAUUAUUUUCUUCUUUCUAUAUUGUGCUGCUUCUGUGUAAUAACUACUACCACGUCCUAGUGCAGGUGGAAGGGAUGAUUGCAAAGCCCAGAGUGCAGGUGGAAAAAACAGUGCAGUGCCAUUUUCAUGGUUCUCUUUAUCUCUGAGUUGAUUGUUUUUGUUGGGAUGCAGUUUAGAUUUACGGUUGUCAACUCCCAUGCAAGGAAAAAAACUGUAAAGACCUUUUGACUGACACAAGAAAGGAAAUGUCAGUUCCUCCGAGUCACAUUAGUAAAUACCUUAGAGUGUCUGAUUAUGUUGAUAUCAAUGCCUGUGCUUUAUGAAUAUGACAGAUUGAAUCCACCUUUAGAUAAAAUAUCUGCUGUUUAUAGUGGUUACCAUGACAUCAGCUUAUAGCUUGACUUUAUGCUCACAUAAUACCCAUGUAAAACUAGUAACAAAAAAUAUAAUAUAUGACCCAGUUGGUGCAUUUGAUUUAAUUUACACCCAGAAAGCUAUUACCUUGCUGGUGCAACGGACCCCUAGCACUCUAGCACACACACAUGCUCACAUACACACUCACAAACCAUGUGUGCAUGCAAUUACACUUCACCAUCUCUGUGUAGCACCAUCUCUCAUCAUAGUCCAUUAGUUUGGAAAUGAAUAAAUUAUAUUUAAGAGGCUUCAUUUGUGGUUAUUAUUCUGAGCUGGUAAAUUAGCAUCAUAUCACUGAUUAGUAAACUUCUUUAACUUUCUUUAAGAAAUAAAACACAAUACCACGUGCUGUUAUAGGAAAAUAAUCAACGACGGUGGUGUGAUGCAGCCCGGCACCAAUCAGGGUUACUGUUGUCACCCCAAAGUUAAUUAUUUUUCCAAAAUUAUAUCCAAAAUUGUUUAAUUCCUUUUAUAUCACAGCAAUUGUCCAGUGAUUAAAUUUUUAAAAUUUAACGUUUUUUAAAAUUCAUACUUUUUAACCAUUUAUAGUUGUGGAACAUCUGCAAAACAUUAUAGUUCCUAUUAUCACAUUAUAUUAUUAACAGGUAUAUUAUUAUUAUUAUUAUUAUUAUUAUUAUCACGUCAUUAUUAUAACAGGUAUAAACAGCCGUUCCUUCACCAGCCUCUCUUUUUUUUAUCUCUCUUAAAAUUAAUAUGAAAGAACAUUAAGUCCAUCCUGAUAGCUUUCCAGUCUCUGAAGACUUCCAGCUGUAACAAAGCGUGGACACUGGAGAUUCCUUCCAUAAACGCUGAAUAAACAUCUCCUUAAAGAAAGCUUCACCAUAUCAGUGAUUACGUGUUUUCUUACUUAAAUAACAAUACAUUUAUUCGACUUAUAUCGUGUGAAGCAUCUGCCAUUCAAGUCCCUGUAUGAGUUGUUACUAUAGAAACAAUACCAUAAACCUGUGAUUUGUAUUGCUGCCAGAAAUACUGCUUGAGCUGCUGUUAUAGAAAAUGAAUGAAAUCCUUCUGACCAAUCAGAAUCAAGAGUUCAACAGGACAUAUUAACUACUAUGAAUUAUUCAGUAUCUACAGUGGGGUGUAGUAACGAGUGUGAGGAAUGUAAAUCCCGACUCAUCUGGCUCCUGGGACUUUAAGGGGUUAACACUCUGUAAUGACACUGGAUUUGUGAUCCAGAUGACCAUAUUGCCACACUUUUGAUGUGCAGGUGCAUUAUCCAUAGAUGUGAGGUUGCAUUCAACAUCGUUUCCUUUCACUGUUUAUUCAUGCACAGCAGAUGUUUUAUUCAUGUAAUAUCAAGACAGAGCCAACGUUGCAUGAAUAAAACAAUGUUGUGAAACAAUUAUUUCGAGUUCCAGCCCAAUUAGAAAUAUGAGAUUCAAAUGUCCUUGGAAUAAACAGAUAUAGUCUUUUACACACUCAGUUCCAGGAAAGAAGCUGCUCAGAGCUGCAGCGAUGCUCAGAAAAGUCAUGUCAUGACUGGAAUUGGCUGGCCUGGUUAUUGUUACUGCCCACAUCAUGUAAAGAUCAGUAAGACUUGUUGUCAAUUAGCAACUGAUCACAAUGGUAGAGCAACUGAAUUAUACACAAAAUCUAACAAUAUGAUGAC